UCCAUAUUUCCGAGCUAAACCGAGCUAAAACGGGCGACCCAUUAACUCUUGACCCACUAACUCGACCCAGUCCAGGUCAACCCACGGAUUGACAACCUUGCUCCUGAUUGAAGGGAAAAAAACCUUUUUAAAAUAUAAACAAAACAACCCUAUUUAAGGAAAUUUGGGAAUUGAAAAACAUAAACAACCCUAAUCAGCCCAGUCAAAUCGCCUGCGUUCCACAGAUUUCAAGUUUAGUGGAUUUCUAAAUACUAAAUAGCAAUUAAAUCUAUGACUGUCGGUAUGCCACCGCUUCCAAUCUAGUUAUUGUGAGAAAUCUCCGUAUUGACUAGGUACGAGAUAAGUAUGUGUAAAAUCCACAAAAUGUUUGAGGAGUAUGGGACGGGUAUAUUAUUAGCCUCCCCGUUCCAUACUCAUACCCGCCACACUAAAAACAUUACUUUACAUAUAAAAAAUAUAUGUAUCAAAUAGUAACUUAUCAAUAAUAAUGAGGAUAACACAGAAAAUUAAAUAGUAAAAAUACAAUUGCGUGGCCACACAAAUCAAAACCUACUAAUUCUUUUUUCCCAACUCUCACUUCACUCUCACUUCUUCUCUCAUAUUAACAAGAUUAUGUUAGUUAUUACUUAGUAGAGGUACGGAGGGUUAAUUCCCAAAAUAUAAGUCUUUUUUAUUUACCACAGAUAUAGCGGUUUUAAAAGUGUUGACAGGGAUAUUGUGUUUUGGAGGGGAGAAAUAGCGAGUUCGCCUUACAUGCUUACACUCAGGCGGAUCCGAUUUUUGAGCUUUUUAAUUUGGAAUGAGCGGACCCGCUCGAGUCUGAGGUGGAUUUGUUGGCGUAGAUAGCGAAGACUCCCUAAACAAUUGACCAGCGGAGCCGCUCCUGUCUGAGGCGGAUUCGCUGACUUGCCCACCCACUCCAGCACCAUAUAAUGAACGAUUUCCUUUUAGUUGCUCACCACACAAAAAAGAACCGAUGUUAUGAAGCUAAACGAGAGGAGCUCUGCUGGUUACCGCAAAGAUGGCUAAUAGGUAAAAGACACAUUAAUUUUUUUAAUUAUAUUCUUAAAAUGCAAUUAUGAUUUUUUUAGUUAGUAAUUAGUGAAUUUGUUUUUUAUGCUGAUUUUAGAAGAUUUGAAACUGGUCGUUCGGUGAAAAUCAGAGAAAGUAGAGGACAAUUUGGGCGUCCAUUUCGUUGGUGGUAGAAGCUUUCAGUUGACAGUUCCAUGCAGAGUGACAUAUCAUCAAUUUUGUGAGAAUCUAAUUUCGAGAAUAUGGCGUAAAGACGAAACAGUACAAGAUAGUGAUAUGAUCACAGGUUUCACUUACGGUCUUCCAGAAUGGCAGAAUGGUGUUAUAUUUUAUUAUGCAAUGCCUAUUGUGGAUGAUUAUAGCUUGAAUGUGCUUUUCAAUUUUAAGGCACAAAACCCUUAUUGUUUGGGUGCUGAGAUACAUGCUGAGAUUAGUCAGAACCAGGGUGAAGAUGAGACAUGGAGUGUGUCAUCUGAUGAUGACUAUGAUGAGGGUGAGGAGGAAUAUGACGAGUAAGAGCUGGAGGAGGAAAGGGAAGGGGAAGAAGAGCCUAAUUAUACUCCAGAUCUUUACUUGCGGGGCAAUGAAGAGGACGAUGAAUUUCAUAUGUUGAUUCAUAUGGCGCAAUUCCAAUGCCUAUCGUUGGUGGUUUUGAAGGAGAAUUCUACAAGGGGCAGAUAUUUCACUCCAAACAAGUUACACAAGUAACAAUUAAAUACUAAGCACUACAACGCAACUUUUAGUAUGUAGUGGUGGAGUCGUCACCUUCAAUAUGAAAGGUCGGAUGCUUGAAGCACAAUGAUAACAAUUGUGCUUGGAUGGUGCGGUUUGGAUGUCGAGAUGUUGGAAGCGAAUGGACUGUUAGAAAGGUCGAGUUGGUGCAUUCUUGUAGGAGUACGACUCAACCGAUGGAUCAUCGCCAUCUUGAUAUCGACGUUAUAUAUGAGUUCGUGAAGCAUUUGAUACGUGCUCAACCAAAUAUGAGUGUUCUAACUAUGCAGGCCGAGUUGAAAGAUAAGUGUAAUAUGCAAUUUACUUACAAGAAGGCUUUGUAUAAGAAACAAAGAGCAUUGGAGAAGUUGCAUGGAAAUUGAGAAGAAUCCAACGAUUAUUUGCAAACGCACUUGCAGGUGGUAAAGAGAAAAAUGCCAACAUCAGUGAUUGAUUGGGUAAGAGUUCCUUCAUCGCAACCAGGUCAUUUGAUCUUUCAGCGAGUAUUCUAGGCUUAUGGACCUUGUUUAGAUUGAUUCAAGAAUUGUCUAGGAGUCAUGGUUGUUGAUGUAACAUUUCUUACUAGAAAUUAUAAAGGAAUGCUACUCAUGGCGAGCUCAUUUGAUGGUCAGGAGAAGAUUUUUCCAAUUGCAUUUGCCAUAGCGGAGAGCGAGAAUACUGAUAGUUGACCAUGGUUUAUAAGACACCUUCAAGGUUUGACCGAUCGAAAUGAUGUUUGCAUCAUCUCAGAUAGACAUGCAUGACUCUAUGAAGCCAUGAGUGACAUCACAAGAGGUUGGGAGUGGAGGUGGUACAUGCGCCACUAUGCAAGCAACUUCCAAAGGAAGACUAAAAGCAGGAUUAUGUAUAAUCAACUGUUUCGAGUCGGUAAGCCUUCUUCAUCGUUAUGGUUAUUUAUUGUUAUGUAUUAUUUAUUUUCAUUUAAUUUUGUCAUUGAUUUAUCUAACUCGUGUGGUUAUUUAUUUUGUUAGCGGAGAAAAACGAUUGGAGAAGUUCGAUCGUCAAGUUGAGCAAUUUAAGAAGAUGGUCGCUGAUAGAAAUAUUUCUUGUGAUAACUGGGUGGACCAAAAUCAACUUCGUUAGAGCUUAGCACAUGAUAACCAUUAUGGUGGGAAUCGAUGGUCUAUCAUGAAAUCCAACAUGGCAGAGAGCAUCAAUGAUGUUUUCAAAGAUAUUCAUUCACUUCCCGUACCUUCUCUUGUACAACAUACUUAUUGGCGAUUAUUGGAGAAAUUCGAUAAGAUGAGGUUGGAGACAGAAGCACAAAUCAGAAAUUGUCAUUCACAAUACACCAAGUUUGUCGAAGAUCUUAUGAAGUCGUGGGCACAAAAGGCAGUUGGACAUUCCGUGACGGAGGUGGAUGAGUGGAUCGACGUCAGGGCAUCUAUGUAGUUACUCACAACAAUUUCAACAUGACAGGAUGGUACGUGACUAUAUGGGUCGUACCUCGAAUAUGAUAAACUCGAUCACUAGCUUAUAGUGCACAAAACUUAUUUUAAUUCCAUUUUAUGCGUAUUUCUAAUUUUAGUUCACCUAGUAAAAUCUAUCUAAUCUA
Linum trigynum is the source of this 3319-nucleotide messenger RNA. Lineage: Eukaryota; Viridiplantae; Streptophyta; Magnoliopsida; Malpighiales; Linaceae. The record is from the annotation of a GenBank genome assembly.